AUGGAAAGUGCUCGGGACGUUGAAGCUGAAGCUGGAUUGGCGAAUACAACCCACGAUCCAAAUGCUGAACAUAAGCUUCAGAAUCACGAGGACCCGUCCUCGGCGCGAACGUCUCAGCCAUCGCAAAACACGCAUCCAACAAACACAGUUGACACAGCCUUGAAAACGCCAGAUGCAGAUAAUGCAGAAGCCUCGAACAACCCCAGCCAACCCUCCACGCAGCCUCCUACCGCCCAGCCCAAGCAAUUCAACCUCUCCAUGUUGGAAAUCGGCGAGCUCCUAGGAAACGGCGCAUACGGCACUGUCCAUCUCGCGCGCGAACGAGAUUCGUCCCCGACACGUACAUACGCGCUCAAAACGCUCUCCAAAGCAGCGCUCGCCCGGCUCCAGACCCAACAUCCCUUAACCGAGUGGGAGCAGAUCCAGCGGCAGAUAGACAUGCCCGGCACCUUGCACCAACGGAAUAUCAUGAGAUGCCACGGGCGCUUCGAAGACGCGACGAAUGUGUAUCUCGUGCUUGAACUCACGCAGAAGCGGGAUCUGUAUAAGCGGCUGCAGGAGCACAAGGCUUUCCCCGAGGCGGACGCAGCGCGCUAUAUCGCGGGUGUGGUGGCGGCGCUGCAGUACCUGCAUAGCAGGCAUGUCAUCCAUCGGGAUCUGAAGCCGGAACACCUGCGUCUAGGCACGGAUGGCGAGGUGAAGAUCUCGGGGUUUAAGUGGGCUGUUUUUGCACGGCCGCCUGAGUAUAGGAGACGUACGUUGUGCGGGACGUUGGAUUAUCUGCCGCCGGAGAUGUUGAAGAGCGCUAGCGAAAGCGAAAGCAAAGACCAUGAUGCGUAUACGAGUAAGGUUGAUCUGUGGGGUUUGGGAGUGUUGGUGUAUGAGUUUUUGGUGGGGGAAGCGCCGUUUAAAGAUCUGCCUGCGGUGACGCAGAAGAGGAUUGAGGGGUUGGAUUUUACGGUGCCGGGUUCUGUGGGUGGUGAGGCUGGGGAUUUGAUACGCAAGCUCCUGGUUCUUGAUCCUGAUAAGCGGUUGUCUCUCGAUGAGGUUCGGAAACAUCCAUGGAUCACUAAAUAUACAGGCCCAGAGGCAGAUCAAUCUACUGUACAAGAGUGGGAGCUUGUAUAG
This is a messenger RNA of Lachnellula hyalina, 1128 nucleotides long. RefSeq names its product Serine/threonine-protein kinase. Gene Ontology annotation, biological process: regulation of cytokinesis; protein phosphorylation; mitotic spindle organization. Gene Ontology annotation, cellular component: spindle midzone; chromosome passenger complex; spindle pole centrosome. NCBI's taxonomy places the organism in Eukaryota, Fungi, Ascomycota, Leotiomycetes, Helotiales, Lachnaceae. Bases 1 to 1128 code for a protein of 375 amino acids. Gene Ontology annotation, molecular function: protein kinase activity; ATP binding. The transcript is spliced from 3 exons. The record is from RefSeq and is a predicted model, not a curated record.